Rhipicephalus sanguineus (brown dog tick) is the source of this 5695-nucleotide messenger RNA. RefSeq names its product peroxidasin homolog. Gene Ontology annotation, biological process: response to oxidative stress. The transcript is spliced from 23 exons. Gene Ontology annotation, molecular function: peroxidase activity; heme binding; protein binding. NCBI's taxonomy places the organism in Eukaryota, Metazoa, Arthropoda, Arachnida, Ixodida, Ixodidae. The coding region runs from base 53 to 4138 and encodes 1361 amino acids. The record is from RefSeq and is a predicted model, not a curated record.
AGUUUAAUAUGCCACAGCGACGCUACACUCAAAGAGCAAACGCAGCCGACACAUGCACGGCAAGAUGCCUCCUGCAUGGUCGCUAUUGCAGUUUGUGUGUGUAGCGUCCCUACUGCGCAUCUUCGCCGCUGCGUCGGCUGCAGCAUGUCCGCAAGGAUGCCUCUGCGUUGGAACCACUGUUCGCUGCAUGUUCCUCAAUUUCGACCACGUUCCCCGGGUUCCAGAGAACACGACGGUUCUUGACCUGCGCUUCAACAACAUACAACGCAUACCGGCGAACGCAUUUCAAGAACUGCCCCACCUAGAUGCCUUGCUGCUGGACAGCAACCAGUUGCAGAUUAUCGAAAACCAAGCCUUCGAGAAGCUCAGGAACCUGAGGCACUUGUUCCUCUCCAAGAACAGAAUCAGGCGCAUCGAAGAUGACGCAUUUUCAGGACUUCACCAGCUGGAACAAUUGUCUCUGCAAGAGAACGAGCUCGAGGAGAUUGCGGAGGCGCCGUUUCGGAUUCUGCUGUCUUUGGAGAGGCUGCACCUCAACGACAACCACAUACGCACAGUCCAGAAGGGAGCCCUGCAGAACCUCAGGCAGCUGAGACGCUUGCGUUUGGAUGGCAACCCGCUGUUAUGCGACUGCGGCCUCGUCUGGUUCACACAGAUGCUUCGAGAGAAGCAGACCAUUACGCAGGCCAGUGGUCAGUGCUCCCAGCCGGACUCUCUUCGCGGCAGACCACUGACGUCACUGGACAGCGGCGACUUCGCUUGCGAGAGGCCCCGCAUUGUGCAAGAGCCGCAACCCCAAGAAGUGGAGCUCGGCGAAUCCGCCAACCUGACGUGCAAGGCAGAGGGCGAACCACGACCGGACAUCUACUGGACCCAGAACGGAGUCGACGUUUACUUCGGAGGUCGGAGUGGUAUCGAUAUUCUCGAAGACGGAACGCUGGUCAUUCGCUCGGCCAAGGAAGAUCACGAAGGCGCCUACCGGUGCAGAGCGGAGAACGCGGCUGGAGCAGUGACCUCCAAAAGUGCGCAGCUAAGUGUAGUGGCAAACUUCGAAAACUACGUAGACAGACAAGAUUACGAGAAACCACGCAUAUUGGGCAAGCCGUCCGACGUCGCCGUCAUGGCUGGCCGCAGCGUGACGCUACGCUGUCCGGCCACGGGAAAGCCUACGCCACUGGUCACGUGGAAGCGGGACGGUGUGCCCCUGCUACAGCACGCCCGUUACCACGUGUCCCUCACUGCCGGCAUGCUGCUCAUCUCGGCCACUGACCCCAGCGAUGCCGGCACGUACCGCUGCACGGCCACCUCACCAAUCGGCGAAGACAGCGCUGCCAUUAGGCUGGACGUGCAGCAGAUUCCGUACUUCUUGGAAAAACCACGUGAGCAAGAUGUCCUGGAGGGCGAGAACGUAGAGUUUAUCUGCAGCGGUGCAGGUUCCCCAGCACCGGAGCUGUCGUGGUACAAGGAUGGUCAACGUGUAACUCCGGACGGGGAAAGCGUGAAGGUGCUGCACGGUGGCAAGGUACUUCGGCUUCAGGGAGUGGCCAGGCAGGCGCAGGGUGUCUACACGUGUCACGCCGAGAACGCCGUCGGCUACUCCGAAGCCCACGCGGACCUCUCAGUCAACUCGAAAACCUCCCCGCAUUUCGUAAGUGCGCCGGCAAACACCGAGGCUGACCCUGGGUCCAGCGUCGAGGUGCUGUGCAUGGCUGAGGGUCAUCCGACGCCAACCCUGUCCUGGCGCAAGGACGGGGAACCUCUGCCUCUUGGUGGACGGUUCAGCGCGGGCCCAGAUGGUCUUCGCGUGGUGAACGUACAACCACGGGACGAAGGUCGCUACGAGUGCGUCGCCGAGAACGAGAUGGGUCGAGCAUCGGCCCCUUUCUACAUACUUGUCCGGGAUUAUAUUGAAGGGUACACUGGCACUCACCCUGGUGACCGGUACGUGCUCUCGGCCCUCCACGAGGCCGAGCAGUCGGUCGACAGGGCUGUCAACAGCACUCUCGAAGACCUUCUCAACAACAAGAGAAGCACCGUGGGAGGGCGCCACAGGCAUGCUCAUUUGCUGCGCAUAUUCCGCUACCCGGACUCAGAGGCUCAGCGUUCAGCCAGGGCAGCCGAGGUCUUCGAGAGGGCGCUCAACAUCAUCCAGGAACAAGUGGCAGCCGGCAUGCGAUUCAACAUUUCGGACACGUCAGUUGACAACCUGCUGUCCCCCGGGUACCUGGACCUGCUGGCUGAAAUGUCAGGCUGCCUGCAACACCGCCAGGUGCCGGACUGCUCCGACACCUGCUUUCACAAUCGCUUCCGCACGUACGACGGCACCUGCAACAACCUGCGUCACCCCAUGUGGGGUGCAUCGCUGACACCUUUUGAGAGGCUUCUGCCGGCGGAGUACGAGAACGGAUUCAACACACCCGUGGGAUGGACCGCCGAAAAACCUGUGAAUGGCCACCGUCUCCCAUUGGCUCGAGCUGUGUCCACCGGCCUGGUAUCCACAGAGGUGGUGGAAGGAGACUCGGAACACUCUCACAUGCUGAUGCAGUGGGGCCAGUUUCUUGACCACGACAUGGACUUCUCGAUGCCGGCCAUCAGCCACGAGAGAUUCAUCGACACCGUCGACUGCGCAGACUCGUGCGACAACGUCAUGCCUUGUUUCCCGAUAGAGGUGCCGGCGGACGACCGCCGGGUCCGUGGCCACCGGUGCAUCGAGUUCGUCCGCUCAAGCACGGCUUGCGGCUCGGGUCGUACCUCAGUGUUCUACGGAGCACUAGCACCGCGCGAGCAGACCAAUCAGCUGACGGCGUUCAUCGACGCCUCCAACGUGUACGGCAGCCGAGCCAAGCAAGCCAUUCACCUGCGCAACCUGACCAGCGACCGCGGACUACUAAGGGUGGGGCCACGCAUGCCGUCCGGGAAGUACCUUCUGCCUUUUAACGACGGACAGCCCAAUGACUGCAAGAGAAAUUCAGAGAUAAACGACGUGGACUGUUUCCUGUCGGGUGACGUCCGUGCCAACGAACAACUUGGCCUGCUCGCCAUGCACACGCUUUGGUUCCGCGAACACAACCGCCUAGCCGAGGCGCUCAGCGAGAUCAAUCCGCACUGGGACGGUGAGCGGCUGUACCAGGAAGCACGCAAGAUUGUCGGUGCCCAGAUGCAGCACGUCACCUACGAACACUGGCUGCCCAAGAUUCUCGGUCCAGCGGGAAUGGCUGCCAUGGGACCCUACCGGGGCUACAAACCGAACCUCAACCCAUCAGUGGUGAACGUUUUUGCCACUGCGGCCAUGCGCUUCGGUCACUUCCUGAUCAACCCUGUGCUACUUCGACUGGGCCCCGACUGGAGACCCGUGCGCGAAGGUCCGGUGCCUCUCAGGAGGGCCUUCUUUGCACCGCACCUGAUGCUCAGGGAAGGGGGCAUCGACCCGCUCAUGAGGGGACUGCUCGUGGCACCCGCCAAGCUGAGGAAGGCCGAUCAACUGCUCAACUCUGAGCUCACCGAUCACCUGUUCGAGCCAGCCCUGGUAGUGGCUCAAGACUUGGCCUCCUUCAACAUCCAACGGGGUCGAGACCACGGCAUGCCGGGAUACAACAAGUGGCGUCAGUUCUGCAACCUCUCGCGGGCCGAGAGCUUCGAAGACCUGCGUCGCGAGAUACCCAGCGCCGAGCUCAGACGUAAACUGGAGCGCCUGUACAAGACGCCCGAUAACAUCGACGUUUGGGUAGGGGCCAUCGGGGAAGAGCCACUGCCGGGUUCCAAGGUGGGGCCGACGCUGACCUGCCUAUUGAGUCUUCAGUUUGCAAGAUUGCGUGAUGCAGACCGGCUGUGGUACCUGAACGAAGGCACCUUCACUGCGGAACAGCGCGAGGAACUGAAACGCUCGUCGCUGGCCCGUGUGCUAUGCGAGAAUGGGGACAACAUCACGCACGUCACUCGUGACGUGUUCACGCUUCCGGAGCAACAACCCGGCGGCAUCGUCCACUGCACAGAGAUACCGGCCUUGAACCUCGAGCACUGGAGGGAGCGAACACCAGAUCUAAAAUGUCCGGAGGUCCGCAGCAAGCUCAAGCCCAAGAAAACCCGCACCUCCGCGAAAGAUCGCCCAGGAAGUCGACAGCAGAGCGCUCGGGCUUAGGCACCAUAACUGCCGGAAGCAAAUGUGCUGUAUUUUGUCGGCAUUUCUUUCAAAUCAUCACGCGCGAGUAUCCCAUCUCAGAAUUCAAUCUUUCAUUAACAAAUCUUCAAGAAUGAUCAAAACAAAAGCGCUCACAUCUGCCAAACUCCUUCAGUGUGCAACAUAUAAAAGAAGCACGUCUCAGAAGGAUUCACGCUCAAAGGUAGAGCUCCUUUUAAUUGAAUACGUCUUGGAAAAAUAAGAAGUGGUAGAGGAGGGGGGGGGGCACAUAGCAACGCUUAAACAUCCAACGGCGCAUUUCUAUGAUUUCAAAGAUUGUUUCUUCAGUGAAAAUUUAAAGGGACACUAAAAAGAAAACCGAUUUCUCUCAUAUUAGCAAAUUACACAUUUACAAUUCUAAAAUAGCCACGCUCGCCGUCAGAAGACGCUCGGUAAGCGAGAAGACGUGCAAAAAGAAAGUGCGGGCGCCGACGCUACCUUCAAACGCUACCAUGACGUGAUAAAUUUUGACGGCGUCAACUAGGUUCCUAAACGGCAAAAAAAUAUGUACAUUGUCCUCUCAGGCGGCCGUAGACCUACCAUACCAAAUUUCAGGAAGUUUGGUCUAGUAAAGGUCGCCAAAAUACGAAAAAUACACUUUGAUAUCUGUGACGUCACUCGCGAAGAGUUCGACACGAAAUUUAAAGAAGAUAGUUUCACGUAAGUUUUCUCCGCUCUCAAUAAGCCUACGAUGGUGAAAUGAACAGCAUUAGAGUUCUCAGAGCACAAUUUAUCAAUAUAAACGAAUUCGUUGAUUCACUUUAAGUGUCCCUGUAAACUUCCAGGCUUGUUGAAAUGACUUCCACAUCUCUUUUUUCAAAGGCGGGCAAAUCUUACCUAGCUUCGUCUGAAAAGCACUGCUCGAGGAUCGCAUGUCCACUGCACUCAGCCUACUGGUGGUAGGAAGCACAGUGAGUGAGUAACAACUACUCACUCACUCAGGUAGCUGAACUAUGGCUUUCUCGACAAAGAACAAAAAAAGAAAAAAAAAAAGAAAAUAUACGGAAGAACUGAAUGACGGCUUUAGAAAAAUGUGCGUACGGGAAAGCUCACAUCUAACGACUCGUGAAUGCGUCAUUAUCCACAAUUUAACAAUAUUUGCUCUAAUGAUUCCUCAGUAAAGGCACCAAACUAAUGCCGAAAAUGUUACUAUUUCGCACCAGCUGCGGCAACAACACGUGUCCCGAGGUCAUUCACGCCACUGCUUCUGCUGUGUGUUGUUCUCGAGUUCAAGUUUUUCAUGUAUAUAAACCAAAGUCGCAUUUUGUUGUAUUGUUGCUACAGACAUGUAUUACGAAACGCAUGCAUCGAUGUUUGUUGUUGGUAUUAGGAACUUGAAUUCGAGUGAAAAGUUGACACUGCCACAUAAGAACCUGCGUCCAAUCAUUUUUUUUAGUUUGUCUUCAUAUCUUCUUAUUGUUUGCAAUGUAUAUUUGUUGUUAAAUACUUUCGCCUUAAAUGUGGUUGCAUCAAGCGUUUGCAAAUUUUCUUUUUAUAAAUAAAGUACAUACUGAUUCA